AUGCUGACACCCAAAUACUUCAAUACCAACCAUAUACCUCAUGUUAAAAGACUUUCACCGAGAAUGGAGCGGAUCAUUUACAAUCGUGCCCUGGAAGCACCCCUGCAAAUGGCUGUCACGGAUGGCGCGGCCCAUCUGACCUACGCAGGACUGCUCACCGAAUCCAUCGACCUAGCACACAAGCUCCGAUCCAGAAGUGUGUCUGCAGCAGAGCCCGUGGGUAUUCUGCUUGGCCCGGGCGUUCGGCAGAUUACCGCUCAGCUAGCCGUUCUUUUCGUGGGUGGCACAUGCGUGCCUAUCGAGCCGACCAUUCCAGAACUUCGCCUGCAGGGUUUACUGGAAGAGAUCCACGCAAAGUAUAUCAUCACCGGGCAAGAGGAUCCGACCGACCUGCCAGGAUUUGAAAGUUUUGGCAUUGGCUACCCACAGGAACCGCAAAGCAACGGAGUGCCCAAUUGGGAGUUUGGUACGACAGCAACCCGGAGCCAUAUUCUCUUUACCUCUGGCUCCACUGGAAGACCAAAGCCUGUCCAGAUUCGAACCGACAGCAUCGUGCACCUGGCGACGCAAACUCCCCUUACCCCGCUCACUCGGGGAGAUCGAGUUGCCCAGUUCAACAACCCAGGGUUCGACCUGAGUCUGUUUGAGAUUUGGGCGACACUGCUCUCGGGGGCCACCAUUGUCACCGUUCCUCGGCAGGUCGCCGUGGACCCUAGCUGUUUGUUUUCGUUUCUUAAGGAAAACGAGGUUACUGUGAUCAUUAUGACGGCUGCAUUGUGCGAGAUCAUUGCUUUCGCCUCGCCUGAGACAUUCAAAACCCUGCGCCAUGUCAUCACGGCCGGUGAUGUUGCCAAUGUGCAAGCCAUGAGAAGGAUCCUUGAUAACGGUCCCCCGAAUCAUCUGUGGAACGUAUACGGUCCAACCGAGUGCACCACCUUUGUGACCGCGAUGGAAGUCUUACCUGAAGAGGCACAGCGGGAUCGUAUUAGCAUUGGACGUCCCGUGGGCGAAUCGAGGAUCUACCUGCUGGACGAGAAUCAGGUUCCUAUUCAGCAGAGCGGUCAGCGCGGAGAGAUCUACAUCGCGGGACCAGGGCUGGCUAUGGGCUAUCUGGACCGAUCAUCCGAGAACAAGAAAUGUUUCAUCCAGAUACCCAGAGAGGGACCGCGUGCCAGUCAGGACGAGAUCGUACGUCUGUAUCGAACGGGCGAUCUGGCCGAGUGGCGGCACAACAGCGAUUGCCUGGACUUCUUUGGCCGAGCAGACGACCAGGUCAAGCACCAGGGUUUUCGCGUGGAGCUAGGUGAGAUCGAUCGCGUUUUACGAUCUCAUGUGGCGGUCCAGGCCGCGGUGGUGGCCCAGCAGCCGCCGUCUGCGAACAGAAUGGACUCGUUGGUGGCGUUUGUCAUUGUCGGCCAGGCAGAAGAGGUGAAUGCAGAGAGUCUGGUUGAAUUCGCACGACAGCAUCUGCCGUCGUACAUGGUGCCGGAUACGGUGGAGAUGGUGAACGAGUUCCCUCUGACGGCUCACGGUAAGGUCGAUCGUCAGGAGUUAUUACAGCAGUGGACCACUUCUAGCCAGGAGCCCGAAGAAAGUGCCAGUGAGGCCGGUGAGAAGAAAGAUGUUCUCCGCACUCUUUGGAGCGAUCUUCUCCACGUCCCACGAAUCAAUGAUGACGACGACUUCUUUAGACUGGGGGCCAACUCCCUUCAGGCGGCCUCGCUCUUGGCAAUGGUCCAGGAACGCAUGAGCCGGACAAUUACCAUGGAGGAACUGUACCGGCAUUCCCAGUUCUCUGAUCUGCAAGCCCUUCUGGAACCCGAAGAGCCCGUCUUUCGUGACAACGCUCCUGAUGACACGCGAGCAUGGAUGAAAGACGUAGAUCUAGUGGACAGGAUUGAAAUGGUGCCGGAAUGGGAAGCUCCUGGCGAAGGUCGAGUGUUCGUCACCGGUGUGACAGGUUUCGUGGGCCCUCAUCUUCUCCACAGCCUGAUGCACCGGCCUGGUGUCAAACAGAUUGCCUGUCUCGUGCGGCCGAGAGGGAACGAAGCUGCUGCGGGACGGGUGAAAUCCGCCAUGCAGCGAUACGAUCUGUGGAAGGAGUGCAAAGCGCACAAGUCCAAGCUGCUGAUCUUUGAGGGCAACCUCUCCGAAGACCACCUCGGCUUGGACCUGGAGCUUUUCACCUGGCUCUCCAACUGGGCUUCGGUCGUGUUUCAUCUCGGGGCGAAGAUCAACUACUGCGAGUCCUACCGCGAGCACCGCGAUGCCAACGUCCUCGGGACCCGGAAUGCAUUGCAACUCGCCGCAAGAGGUCGCCACAAGUCCUUCCAUUACCUUUCUAGCAUCGACACCUGGGGUCCGACAGGCUUCAUCCUCGGCACGCAAGAACUGCAUGAAGAUGAGCCCCUGCAACCUCAUAUACAAGGCCUGCGCUACGAUAUCGGGUACGCGCAAAGCCAAUGGACCGCCGAAGCGAUGGUACGACGGAUGCGUGACCGGGGCCUGCCCACAGCCAUAUACCGCCCGGGAUUCACCAUCGGACACAGCCAGACAGGGGCCAGCAAUCCGGACGACUUUGUCACGCGGCUUAUCGUGGGAAGCAUUCAGCUGGGUCUCUUCCCUCGCCUUGAUCAGCGACUUGAAUACGUCCCUGUUGACUACGUUAUCUCCGCAAUGCUGCACAUCGCCUCGUCCAACGCCAACCUGAAUCACUCAUACAGUCUCGUCGCGCCGGACCGGAACGACUCGGUCACCGUCACCGACACAGCCCGCGUGCUCAAUGAAGCCGGAUUUCCUGUCACGGUCGUCGACUAUCCAGAGUGGGUGGCCCAUGCGGCGAGACGGCAACGGCCGGAUGGACCACUAGCGCCGCUGCUCCCGAUGCUUCAGGAACGUGUUUUGGGACAGCUGACACGCUGGGAGGCGAGUCAGUACUCCCCGGUAUAUCGGUGUGAUAAGGCUGUUCAGGCGUUGAGAGGGAGUGGGAUUACGUAUAGAGGGCUUGAUGCGGAAAUGUUGAGGGGGUUUGUGGCGUUUUGGAAAAGGAAGGGUUUUUAUGAUUUGCGUGCCGUGGGAGUAGUAUAUUCUCAGUUUCAUUGGUCGGUGGAUUGGAAUUGUGACAUUCUUUCACAUGGCCAAUCAUCUGUCAACCACACCCCUUGA
Messenger RNA from Aspergillus melleus, 3165 nucleotides. RefSeq lists its product as uncharacterized. Bases 1 to 3165 code for a protein of 1054 amino acids. NCBI's taxonomy places the organism in Eukaryota, Fungi, Ascomycota, Eurotiomycetes, Eurotiales, Aspergillaceae. The record is from RefSeq and is a predicted model, not a curated record. The transcript has a single exon.